CUCCAGUCAGCCACAUUAUGAAUAGCUGCAGCCCAGAAGCGCUUGUUCAGAAAUCCCAGGAAGCCAGAAAUCUGGCGUACUGUCCCUACAGCAAGUUCAGAGUUGGAGCAGCUGUCUUAACAAGCGAUGGAACCGUUUUCACAGGUUGUAAUGUAGAGAAUGCAUGUUACACUGCUGGACUGUGUGCUGAGAGGACUGCUAUCUCUAAAGCUGUGUCUGAGGGACAUACCAGCUUCAAAGCCAUCGCAAUAGCCAGUGACCUUGAAGAUCGCUUUAUUUCUCCAUGUGGAGCCUGUAGGCAGUUCAUGAGAGAGUUUGGCUCACAGUGGGACGUUUAUCUGUCAAAAACUGAUGGAUCUUAUAAACUGAUGACAAUAGAGGAGCUCCUGCCGUGUUCAUUUGGCCCUGAUGACCUGAGGGCAAGAGAAGACCAUUAGAGCAAGCUGUGUUACAAAGCAAAUGUGCAGGACAAAUUUUAAAUGUAUUGACUGGAUGUAUGGUUAUAUUAUUUUUCAAUGGAAAAAUAUAAAUGUGUAAACUAAUAAAUAAUAAGCCUAUUCUGAA
Labeo rohita (rohu) is the source of this 564-nucleotide messenger RNA. It is a transcript of the gene cdaa, whose product is annotated as cytidine deaminase a. Gene Ontology annotation, cellular component: cytosol. The transcript is spliced from 4 exons. The coding region runs from base 18 to 437 and encodes 139 amino acids. Gene Ontology annotation, molecular function: cytidine deaminase activity; zinc ion binding. The record is from RefSeq and is a predicted model, not a curated record. NCBI's taxonomy places the organism in Eukaryota, Metazoa, Chordata, Actinopteri, Cypriniformes, Cyprinidae.